UAUAUUAUAGUAUAUUUAUUAUAUCAAAAUGUCAAAAUCAAUUCAUGGAUAUUUAUCUAGCCCUCGGAAACUUUUUCAAGCUUUUAUAUAUACGCCUAUUCAUUUCUUUGACAAAUUAGUCUGUUAUGCCAAAAAUAUCUCUUUCAAAAUUCCAAGGAACAACUGCUCAGUUAACACUGGACCAGAAAAUCAGCAAGACAAUGAGCAAAGUAUAGUUCCCCAAACCUCGGAGCAAAGCAUUGCUUUACCUUACUCGAAAAAGAAACUAAGAUUGCGCAAAUCUGCCAGCAGAAGUAGUCGGACAAGCAGGACCAGCAGGAGUAGCAGAAGUAGUAGGUCAAGCAGAACAAGCAGGACUACAGGAUUACAGCCGGUUGAUAGUUGUAUUCUGUUCGAAUCAAGAUCAACGAUUUCUAACAGACGUUCGUCUAGCGUUUCGAGCCUAAAAAAGCCAAGACGUCCAAGACCUAAUGCCAAACGUUCAAAAAGAAGACGUCCUUUUCGAAGACCAUCUUUCACUUCGAAUGAGCCCACUAUCAACAUUGAAACUGCCGGUCUAAACCGCGUGGAGUCACUCUCGAAGAAUCCAUUUUUCAAUUAUCUGCGGCAACUGCGAAGACAGCACUUUAAUCUUAACGCAGUUGCCUUAGCUAAGAAGGCGGGCCACUUCUGGAGGAACAUGAGUUACCAAAUGAAGUUCCCUUAUAUUGUUAUGGCUCGGAAGCAUCGUCAGUACUGUUUGAAGAGGUUAGGCUCAAAACCAUCUCGAUUCAGUCAAAGACAUCGUUCUAGGAGUAGAUCUAGCUUGAAAGCAAAAAAGUUUAGGAAACGUAGUAAAAUAGAUUUAACAACGAAAACCUCAGAUAGCGCUCCCUCAGGUGAGGUGUAGACUGUACAAUAGUGGUCGAUGGUUAGAAAAAAGAAAAAAGUAAAAGAGAUUUGUGUGAAAGAGAAGUAGAAAGCAGUUAUUAACAUUUUCAAAAUUUUAUGUUGUUUAUGUACAUGUUUGGAGAAUGGAGAAUUCAAUCG
Molecule: messenger RNA, 1029 nt
Organism: Hermetia illucens (black soldier fly)
Lineage: Eukaryota; Metazoa; Arthropoda; Insecta; Diptera; Stratiomyidae
Exons: 1
Coding region: 29-889 (286 amino acids)
Source: RefSeq, a predicted model, not a curated record